Messenger RNA from Aspergillus welwitschiae, 2238 nucleotides. Its product is annotated as flavin-containing monooxygenase. The transcript has 7 exons. Lineage: Eukaryota; Fungi; Ascomycota; Eurotiomycetes; Eurotiales; Aspergillaceae. Gene Ontology annotation, molecular function: N,N-dimethylaniline monooxygenase activity; flavin adenine dinucleotide binding; NADP binding. Bases 1 to 1746 code for a protein of 581 amino acids. The record is from RefSeq and is a predicted model, not a curated record.
AUGAAUCGCCUGGCACAAUUCUUUGGCGCUUCUGCUGCCAGUACCCCUGAGAAGACCCCUGACCCGUGGAUCGUGCAAGAACGCUCCGUUGAUGAAGCCAGACCACUGAGAGUAGUUGUCAUCGGCUCGGGGAUUUCUGGUAUCGUUGCAUCUAUUCGCUUCAGGCAACGCAUCCCCAACCUCGAUCUAUGCGUUUACGAGAAGAAUGCAGAUGUCGGAGGCACGUGGUUGGAAAACAGAUAUCCCGGCUGUGCAUGUGACAUUCCUGCCCAUACUUAUCAGGCCACAUUUGAGCCUAACAAACAAUGGUCCACUUUCUAUGCCGCGGCUCCAGAGAUUUACCAGUAUUGGAAGAAAGUAGCGGACAAAUACGGCUGUGAGAAGUGCAUCAAGUUUAAGCAGCAAGUUGUGGAAGCUGUGUGGAACGAAAAGGAUAGCAAAUGGCAACUGAAGGUCAAGGACCUAGAUAGUGAUUCGGUGUACUCAGACCAGUGCGACGUGUUGAUCUCGGCCACCGGUUUUCUGAAUGAAUGGAAAUGGCCAAACAUCCCAGGUCUCCAUGAUUUCAAAGGGAAGCUGAUGCACAGUGCCCGGUGGGAUGAGAGUUAUGACUACAGUGGCAAGAGAGUCGCUGUGAUUGGAAACGGCUCGAGCGGUAUACAAAUCGUGCCUGGAAUGCUACCGAAAGUCACGCACAUGGACCACUAUGUCAGGAGCCGAACAUGGAUCUCACCUAGCUUUGCUAGGGAAGAAGUCGAGAGACGAGGGUCGAAACUAGACAACUUCUCGUUUACCCCGGAAGAACUCGAGACCUUCAACAAGGACCAUAGUGCGUAUCAGAAUUUCCGGAAAGAAAUCGAGGUACAACUACAGUCUGUCCACGGCGCGACCAUACUAGGCACGCCAGAACAGCUAGGGGCCAAAGACGUUUUCGCUCAGAACAUGAAACAGCGGUUGUCAAGAAAGCCAGAGUUGUUUGAAGAUCUCGUACCCUCAUUCCCACCUGUUUGCCGCCGGCUUACCCCCGGGCCCGGCUACUUGGAGGCCUUGACAGAUGAAAAGGUGGAGAUCAUCACUAGCGGGAUUGUUCGGGUUGAUGCAGAUGGUAUCAUCACCGCCGAUGGGGUGCAUCAUCCUACUGAUGUCUUGGUGUGUGCCACCGGGUUCGACACCAGCUUCACCCCCCGGUUCCCCAUCACGGGGCGUGACGGUCUGUCGCUGGCGGAGCGGUGGAAGGAUACGCCCGAGUCCUACCUCUCCAUAGCAGUCGAUGGGUUCCCGAACUACUUCAUCUGCUUCGGGCCCAACUCGGCGCUGGGGGAGGGCAACCUGUUACUCUUGGCCGAGAAGGUGAUUGAUUAUUUCACCUCCUGCGUGCAGAAGAUGCAGCGGGACAACAUCCGGUCCAUGUCAGUCAGGCAGGAUGCGGUCAAACGGUUCACGCGACACUGCGAUCAAUACUUCUCCCGCACGGUGUACAGCGAGAAGUGCCGAAGCUGGUAUAAAGGGGGAGAUGAGGAUGGACGGGUGAUAGGCGUGUGGCCCGGAUCGUCACUCCACUCACUCAAGACCCUCUCGCAUCCCCGUUGGGAGGACUUCACCUACGAGUAUGUUGACGACAACAUGAAUGGCUGGAUCGGCGAUGGGUGGACGGAGAAUGAGAAGAAUAACGCGAUCGAGGUGAACUAUCUGGACGAUGAUCAGGUGGACUUUCCUUUGACAGUGGUUGAGCCCCUGAAGAAUUAGGCCGCCGGCAUGCGGUGUCUCCUUUAAUAUUACAGGCAAUCACCAUCAUCUGAUCAGUAUCAUAGAGGUAGAUCGGCCAUGAGAGAUCUGAUGAAAGCGUCCAGAGGGUUGCUCUUCCCAUCCAUUGUUGGGUUGUUCUGCGUAGGCGGGAGGGUGCACUACACCCAUCUGGGGUUCUGUAAGUUUGACUUCUUGCCACUCAGGAUGGGAUCUAGGCUGUUCCCGCGCUGUACUCUGAAGCGUAAUGUGAGGAAGUAGUUUGUAGAAGUGUUGUGGUGUGUAAUCUAUCUCCAGUGGACUGCCGUCUCCCUUGCCGGGCCCACCGAGAAACCGCGUCACUGGAUGGUAAGAUUACCCGGUAACAUGCCCGAUGGCAGCCCCGUUGCCGGUGAACUCGGGCGUAAGGCGCAUACCAGGGAAAGAGGGCGUAACUACGGAACGAGCCGGCCACCUUUCCUUUUACUUUGGGUGGGAAGAUGGGCAAAAACCCAC